AUGGUGAACCCAUUGAGCAGAACACGGAAGAUGGAGCAAAAUAGAAGCAUGCUCGACCUCUGGCGGCGACUCAAGCAAGAACAGGACUCCCAAGUCAGAAUUAAGAUGACGCCCAUUUCGCCGCUUCAGAGACUCGUCCAUCGUUGCACGCCUGCUUUCGACAAGGAAGGAGAUCUCGUCGGCAUGGGCUUCUUCCACUGGUUUUUCCUCGUGUUAAUCGGCGCCUUCGUUCAUCACGUGUUGAAGCGUGACCCCCCGCCCAUUUUUGGGGUGUACCGGAGACCGGGGAAGUGGUACUACGUCAAGGUCCUCGUCUUCCGCGCUCUUCUGUGGCUAAGAAAGGUCGAAAAGGAGGAAUGGGCGUGGGAAGAAGUUCCCAUGGAGCCAACCGCCCUACCUUCGUCCUCCAAAGCCAGAGUUUCCUGGGGGCUCCAUGGGCUGGGGAAUCUCUCUGUUGGCUCCAUGGGCAGGGGAAUCUCUCUGUUGGCUCCAUUCGUUGAAGGCCCGAGCGUCUUCGUUGCCCAUCCUCCCCGACUCAUUCAUUCACGAUCUUCCCUCCGUACAUCGCCGAUCCAACUCCCUCCGCACUCCCGCACCCGACAGACACAUCUGAAGCGGAAAGGCUCGGGAAGCGCCGGCUUGGGCUUCGGAAGGAAGAAGACGCUGAGCCCCCUGCAGAUGGACGGCCUCCGCCCUCUCUCGAAUCACCCGAAGGCCAUCGACGCCGUGUACUUCAGCGGGGCGAGCGAGGAAGGGUGCUACUUGGUGGGGGCUGCGGCGAGGCGGCCCCAGGGCGUCGUCGAUGGGUAUCUUCACAUCAGGAUCCCGGGGGUGGGGCUGUUGCGGAGUCCGAAACUUCCCGACACGACGCUGAAGAUCGACACGGACGCGGGAGACGACGAGGAUCAAUUCGGCGCGGAGGGACUUCUUUUCACCCCGCUCGAACCCAUGAGACGCUGGGGAAUCCGCUACCACGGUCCCAUGAAGCUGGACGAGAAGACGGUGCAGGUGGAUCUCCAGGGCGAAUGGAUCAGCGACCUGGCGUAUUUCGACUUCGACACGGAUUUGAGUCCUGGCACGCUGGCGAGGUCUUUGGCAAAGGAACCCUGGUCGAGGGAAUACUUUCAACGCCUUCGAGACACCCAUCAGAACCACUACGAACAAAUGGGUCGCAUCGAGGGGUCGGUCCGGAUCCACGACACGGAGUACAGUUUACGUCUGGACUCGAUGAGGGACCACACCCACGGUAUGUCGUCUUGCCAUGUUGUCGACCUCGGUCGUGUCGUCGGUAAUUCGAGGGCGAGAAGAUCUGCCGCAGCCGAGAAACGUGAUUGGAGCCACAUGCACCGUUACGGAUUCCACACGUUUUUCCUGGAAGACGGGACGAAGGGGAACGUGGGGGUCGCCUCGCUCCCUCUCACCUGCUCGCUGUUGGAGGUGGGGUACGUGUACGCGAGGGGAGGGGAGUUGGUCCCGGUGGAUUCCGUGGAUUUGCCUCUCUGGCAGCACGGAGAAGGCGGGAUGCCGCCCAAGGAUUAUGCCUUCAGUUUCUGUGCAGGAGGAAAGCAGUACUGGAUGGAGGUGAAGGUACUGGAAUCCCCCGAGCUGUUGAUAGCUGCAGACUGGGAGGCUCGAGUCGUCCUCCGCAUGGUCGCCUUCACCUGCAACCGCCUCAAGGGUUGGGGCGUCGCCGAGUGGCAAUAUUGCAAUCCGGACGGGAGGAGGGUUCAAGGAUUCCAACGGAGUUCCUGAUUGCCAGCGGUGGCGUUCUUUUUGAUUUUAGGGUCGACUUCGUAAGGCGUUCGUGUUUUCUUCUGCUUCUUGGGUGUUGAUCUUUCCGACUUCUUUCUGGUGUGGUGAUUUUCGUUUCACCGAGUUUGUGGUCUUCGUGUUGAGAGUGUGAAUUGGUAUGAAAGUCUGAAAUGAAAUGAAUGCCAAGUC
Darwinula stevensoni is the source of this 1941-nucleotide messenger RNA. The record is from the annotation of a GenBank genome assembly. Lineage: Eukaryota; Metazoa; Arthropoda; Ostracoda; Podocopida; Darwinulidae.